Molecule: messenger RNA, 2116 nt
Organism: Cynara cardunculus var. scolymus (artichoke)
Lineage: Eukaryota; Viridiplantae; Streptophyta; Magnoliopsida; Asterales; Asteraceae
Product: WD repeat-containing protein 91 homolog
Exons: 15
Coding region: 1-1926 (641 amino acids)
Molecular function (GO): protein binding
Source: RefSeq, a predicted model, not a curated record
AUGGAGAAUAUGAAUUAUGCCGAGGAGCUUGUGAGGGAAUUUUUGUUCUUCAGGGGAUUCACAAGCACUUUGCAAUCUUUUGAGAAAGAAUUGGCCACAGAUCUUGGCAAAGGAUUUCAAAAGGAUAAAAUCUUUGACCUAAUUUUUUCAGUAUACAUUCCGAAAUUCCAGCCAGAAAAUCUAAUUUCCCUGCUGACCUUUUUCAAGCAAUGUUUUUCUUCAUCCGAAACUGUCUUGAUUGCUACCUUGUCCAAAUUGGAGAUCUCUGUACUUCGAUAUUACAUCGUUUACGCCGUACAAUCAGGAAGAACUGACAAGAUUAUCGAGUUUUUUGGAGUUCAUGGCGAUGAUUUGCUGCAAAGAAAUCAAGAUUGGAUGUCGUGGUUUGCGAUCCCAUAUCUCAAGAACCCUAGCUUGGAUCCCCUGUUUCGUGUCUAUUUCUCGAAGGAGUGGUUUGAUGCACUGCAGCUUUCUGUUAGGAACUUCUUGAGUGAAAUCUUCAAUGGAACUCGCAUUCCUGCAUUGUUGAAGAUCAGUUCGGAAAAACUUACUGUGAACCACCUUAAGAAUGAUAUCAAGCAUCUUAAUACCAGACUGUCACAACUUCAGGCUUUGUUGGAGGAAAAGGAGGCUCAAUUAUGUCGGUCCAAGAGCAAUUUUUCAACUGCACGUCAACUAAGCAUUGGUGGUAGCAAUGAAUCCAUGUGCUCCUCACCCGAGACACUGUCACGCGGCGUGCCUAAAGAACCCACUGUACCAUCUAGGAAUCUUGGUGAAGCUCAUGCAUCUACCACUCAUUUGAGUGGGAGGCAGUCCUCAGACAAGGAUGUUGAUAUACCUGAGGCUCAAGGAGUGAGCCUUGCAAGUAGCAGUUAUGGUGGACAGAGUGAUGAAAAGAAUAGUUCUUCUGUUGGAAUUGAUGAACUUCAGCAAGAAGAAGAUUUCCCAGAAGUGAAAGUAGACUUCCAGGAAACUUUCUUGGGCCACACAAGUCCAAUCAGUUGCUGCAGGUUUUCUACAUCUGGGGACAACAUCGCAAGUGCUUCUGUGGAUGGCACAGUCAGGAUAUGGACAUACGACGCGUCAACUUCAGCAUCAAGGAAUGCAACCAUCUAUUGUGGGGCCGAGAUUAUGUCACUCGAAUGGGAUUGCAAAUCUGACCGCUUGCUUCUCAUAGGCACUGCUGAUGGAGGUAUAAAAGCAUGGAAUGUUGAUGCAAAGAGAGUUGUGUGUGAUCUCAGUACAACUGAUGCAUUUCCAAGUGUUCUGGACCUAAAAUGCAGCCCUGUGGAACCAAUAUUUGUGUCUGCAGCAGCAUCUCGAGGGCAUGGCACAGGUUAUAUUGAUAAAUUGGGAUUUGCAUCAUUAACUGUUUGGAACAUGAGAACAUGGAAGGCAAUGACAGUCCUUCCUCUUGGGAAAGAUCCACCUGCUAUAACGUCACUAUGCUUCAACCACAAUGGGAAGAUUCUAGCAGCUGCUGCAACAGAUGGAAUGAUUCACAUGUUUGAUAUGUCAGCUGGCUUGCAAAUCACUGGAUGGCCAGCCCAUGAUUCUGCCAUCAGCUCUGUUCUUUUUGGGCCAGAUGAGACUAGCAUUUUUAGCUUAGGUACAGAUGGAAAGAUAUUCGAGUGGAGUUUGCAAAGUCAGGGUGAAGUUCUCUGGUCUAGAAAUUGUAACAGGUUCUGUAAUCCCCAGAAUUCACAGUAUCAUAGACAUGAAAUGGCUUUAGAUGCAAAUGGUAAACGACUUCUGGUGACGUCUGGUUCAGUUAGAGCACCAAUAUAUCAGGUUCGAGAUCAUACGAAUGGAAUGAAAAGCCUUCCCCAUAGUGCAGCCAUAUCAACCGUAGAUUGGCACCCAACUUUGCCCAUCUUCUUGACAGGAUCAGCAGACAACUCGGUCAGGGUCACAUCCAUCUUAUGAUGGUUUUCAGUUUGAUGUGUUUCGGUUGGUCGUUGGAUUCGUGAUGAUGAUGAGAGUAGUUUUGUUUUGGUGCUUUUGUGUGUUUAGUGUUUGAUAGAGGAGGGUGUUGUCUUAAUAUAAUAGUUCAAAUUUUCCCUUUAUACCGUAGAGGUGUAAAACACUCUUAAUGUUACAUUUUUUAACCACAAAA